Lathyrus sativus (Indian pea) is the source of this 1116-nucleotide messenger RNA. Lineage: Eukaryota; Viridiplantae; Streptophyta; Magnoliopsida; Fabales; Fabaceae. The record is from the annotation of a GenBank genome assembly.
AUGGAAUCCCUUUGGAGACUUGUGUAUUUGCUAGAGCCUGCUCCGGUUACGCUUAUCACAACCGCUGUAGCUGUGACAUUUGGAGCUGCUUUUCGAGCUCUAAAUUAUGGGAAAGAAAUGGAGCGGAAUCGGGUUAUGUCGGAAGCGUCCAUUACAUUGGAUAGGUCUCAAGCUUUGAUGAUCCCGGUUAUGAGUUCUUGCAGCUUGCUUCUAAUGUUCUACUUGUUCACAUCAGUCUCGCAGUUUCUCACGAUAUUCACUUCCAUUGCUGCUGCGACGUCCCUUUUCUUCUGCCUUUCUCCUUAUGCUGUGUAUCUGAAGUCGCAGUUUGGUUUGGCUGAUCCUUUUCUUUCACGUUGUUGCUCUAAAUCUUAUACACGAAGCCAAGGAUUGCUAUUGUUUACAUGCACUUUUACUGUGGUUGCUUGGCUUGUUUCUGGUCAUUGGAUACUGAACAAUUUGUUAGGCAUAUCUAUAUGCAUUACAUUUGUAAGCCAUGUGCGUCUUCCAAACAUCAAGAUUUGUGCAAUGCUCCUCUUUUGUCUAUUUGUGUAUGACAUUUUCUGGGUUUUCUACUCUGAAAGAUUUUUUGGGGCAAAUGUUAUGGUAUCUGUGGCAACGCAGCAAGCAUCAAAUCCUAUGCACACAGUUGCUAAUAGUUUAAGUCUUCCUGGGUUGCAAUUAAUAACAAAGAAAUUGGAGUUACCGGUAAAGAUUGUCUUUCCAAGAAAUUUGUUGGGCGGUGUUAUUCCAGGGAAGAGUGCAUCAGACUUCAUGAUGCUUGGUUUAGGGGACAUGGCUAUCCCGGGUAUGCUCUUGGCUUUGGUCCUCUGCUUUGAUUAUCGCAAAAGCAGGGAUACAAUAAAUCUCAGUGACUUACACUCUUCAAAGGGGCACAAAUACAUAUGGUAUGCGUUGCCUGGAUAUGCCAUUGGUCUGGUUACUGCUUUGGCAGCUGGUGUCUUGACCCACUCACCUCAACCUGCACUCCUCUAUCUGGUGCCUUCUACUUUGGGACCUGUAGUUGUGAUCUCUUGGAUGAAGAAUGAUUUACUCGAGCUGUGGGAAGGAAACAUUCCAAAACUAAAUGAUAAGAACCGCGGAGUAGAAGUUUAG